AUGCGGUUCUUCUUAAGGCGUUCACUUGCAGCAGCUAUUUCCCUGCUUGUGUUCCUGCUCCUCGUAAGUCUGUCUCCUUGGACCCAAGAGGAUUCUGAGACGGUGAGUAUAGCAUAAACCACAUGUUCUGGGCAGAAUAAAAGGAAACUGAUACCCAAUAGGCCUUGCUACUCCCAUCCUGUUGUUCUUCUGUUUGGCUAGAAGCCAGGGAUUCUGUUGAGACAUUUCUGCAAAAUAUUUUCAGGGAAUAUAGGGACCUGACUCCCCACCCCCACCCCUGUCUCUUUAUGCAGGGGGGUGAGGAUCCAGAUUCUUAAAUUUAACUGGUGACAUGUCCUUCAUUGGGGAGAGGGGGUCAAAGGUAGCUGUGGACACAGCUACUGAGGCAGAAAAGCCAAAAGGUGCUUCAUUGGGGAUAAACAAUUAAUAACUGAUGGGAUUGAAAAUGUUAAGCCUUUGUAAUGGUACCCUGAAAUCAGAUGUAGGGUCUUCUUCCUCUUUUCCUCAGAAGCGGGUAUUGCACCCACUCUCUCGCUCGAUAGCAGGAGCAUGGAUUGAAAGUGACAGGCAUCAAAUCCCCAUAUAUAUCUUGGGUUCUGAUUCCUCAUUAUAAUCCUUCCAAGUGAUUCCUACAAAAAUACAUUGUGUUGAAUCCCCACCCCCUAAGAAACUCUUGUUCAGGCCUGCUUAGACCUCUUGGGACAGGGGGAGGGUUUGAAAGGUAGAAGGGACUCCUACAUCCACCUGUGUUAUGUAGCUCUAGAGGGCUCAGGUUGCAGCGGAUGGGCAGUGGGGGAAAGGGAGGCUGCCAACCCUAAACUUCGCAUUGUAUUGCUAAAUAGCAGUGGGUGGAGUGUGACUGGCUCUAAAGACUAGGAAAGGCAAAAGGUGUCAUUUCCUCCUUUUCUCCCUCCUGAAACAUGCCAACAUAUUGCAGGGAAGGCUUGUACCCAACAACCUCUCCUCCAGCAUUCUUUCUCAACUGCAAGCAGCUCGAACAAACCAUUCCCUCUGCUACCCAUUUUCUUCCCUACCCCUCUGAAAAUUAACACCCAACAUUAUUAUGUGUGUCGACUUCCCUUGGUGAUUUAUGUCAUUGAUAGGCACACAUAAUCAGCUGUUCAUUACAGAUAAUGGAGAAACCCGGGGUUUUCCUGUAGCUGUGGCUAGGAAGCAAGUAUGCUUACACACAACAACAACAACAGCAACAACAACAACAGGCGUUUAUGCUGGCUGCAUACACACCAUACAUUUAAGGCAGGUCCCUCUCUGCAAUUCUAUGGUUCUACAAACUUAUCAUUCUGCAUUCCUUGUGAGUCCCUUGAGUAUGAAGCCCAUUUUCCACUUUGGACCUGGGGGCGGGCCCCAUACUCACUACCACAGCUUAUAAGGCUCCAAGGAGGCCUUGGGGUGGGAUGGAUGUUUAGUCGGGUGUGGGAAUUUGUUUAAUUUUGGUGUGUUUGUAUCUUUUACUGUUUUUGGUUUUUAUUGUUUUGUUGUUGUUGUUGUUGUAUAGGUUUUAAUUUGAUUUUAAGGGGAGGGGUCAGGGCUGCCUGGGAGUGGGUCCCAGCCAACAAAAUGGCUGGGGCAGGUUCCACAGGGGGGAAGCACUGGGACAACCGAUCUCAGUGAUCACGGGUAGGAGGAGGAGUUACGCUAAGACCAGACCACGUCAUUACCGAGGAGGCAGGUUUAGUUGUUGUUUGAGGACUAUCCCUGCCUCCAGGUCUGGUCUUGACCGGACGGUUACUGGAAUCAGCAAGGGAUACCCACACAACCUGAAGGUGCUGCUGUGCAAUGCCAGGUCAAUGAUCCAUAAAACCAUUGUGAUCCAUGACUUGAUCGUGGAUGGAGGACUUGACCUGGCAUGUGUAACAGAGACUUGGUUGGAUGAAGCAGAUGGGCCUGUCCUAGCUGCUGCUUGUCCACUAGGUUUCUCUUACGCACAGCAACCCAGGCCUUGUGGGCGGGGAGGGGGGGUUGCAGUGAUUUUUAGGAAGUCAUUAGUUUGCACCAGGUGUCCUAUUGGGAAGAUCCAGUUCUCUGAGUGCAUGUUCUGAAGGUUGGGCAAUAGGGGCAGUACAGGAUUCCUUUUGGUAUACCGACCUCCCUGCUGCACCAAGGAUUCCCUGCCCGAGCUGCUUCAGGUCAUGGCGGAUGUUCUCCUGAAGAUACCUAGUUUGGUUGUCCUAGGAGAUUUUAACAUCCAUGCUGACAUGACCUUACAAGAGGCUGCUAGGGACUUCGUGGAAAGCAUGACCUCCAUGGGGCUGUCCCUGAAUUAGUCUGGCCCAACUCAUGCCUUAGACCUGGUGUUCACCUCUAUGGAUGUUGGUGAUCUGACAUGAAGUAAAAGCGAAACUAAAGAAGUGCCAUGGUUAGAUCACUUCCUGGUGCAACUGGACUUCUCCACUACCCUUCCUUUCUGCAGGGAGGUGGAACCGAUUCGGAUGGUCUGCCCCCGCCACUUAAUGGAUCCAAAUGGUUUCCAGAGAGUGGUAGGGGAUGUUUUAUCCCAUGCUGAUGGCCUUGCAGCUGAUUCCCUGGUGGCCCGCUGGAAUGUGGAGUUAACCAGGGCUAUUGACUGUUUGGCUCCGAAGCGCCCUCUCCGAUUGCAUGGAGCCUGGACAGCCCCAUGGUUUGCCACAAAUCUGAGGGCAAUGAAACAGUCGCUGAGACGGCUAGAGCACCAGUGGCUGAUAACUCAUUCUGAAUCUGACCAGAAGGUCCUGUGUGAGUGUCUGGAGGUGGUUGGAGGAUGGAUGGCAGCUAGCAGAUUGAGGUUGAAUCCUGACAAGAUAGAAAUACUGUUUUGGGGGGACAGGAGGCGGGCAGGUGUGGAGGACUCCCUGGUCCUAAAUGGGGUAACUGUGCCCCUGAAGGACCAGGUGCGCAGCCUGGGAGUCAUUCUGGACUCACAGCUGUCCAUGGAGGCGCAGGUCAAUUCUGUGUCCAGGGCAGCUGUUUACCAGCUCCAUCUGGUACGCAGGCUGAGACCCUAUCUGCCCAUGGACUGUCUCACCAGAGUGGUGCAUGCUUGGACUACUGCAAUGUGCUCUAUGUAGGGCUACCUUUGAAGGUGACCCGGAAAUUACAACUAAUCCAGAAUGAGGCAGCUAGGCUGGUGACUGGGUGCGGCUGCUGAGACCACAUAACUCCAGUCUUGAAAAACCUACAUUGGCUCCCAGUACAUUUCCAAGCACAAAUCAAAGUGUUGGUGCUGACCUUUAAAGCCCUAAAUGGCCUCAGUUCAGUAUACCUGAAGGAGCGUCUCCACCCCCAUUGUUCUACCUGGACACUGAGGUCCAGUGCCGAGGGCCUUCUGGCAGUUCCCUCACUGCGAGAAGCCAAGUUACAGGGAACCAGGUAGAGGGCCUUCUCGGUAGUGGCACCUGCCCUGUGGAACACCCUCCCACCAGAUGUCAAAGAGAACAACAAUCAGAUUUUUAGAAGACAUCCGAAGGCAGCCCUGUUUAGGGAAGCUUAAUAUUUUGUUGGAAACUGCCCAGAGUGGCUGGAGAAGCCCAGCCAGAAGGGCAGGGUAUAAAUAAAUUAUUAUUAUUAUUAUUAUUAGUAGUAGUAGUAGUAGCCAUCCCCUUUCUGCUUCCAAACUGAUAGGCACUCAGCUACCCCCUAUUUUGAGCAGUGAUGGUGGUUCUUGGGAGUUGCCAAGAACCUACCUUGCUUGUUGUCCCCGUAUCUAGAGAUGCGGAGCCCAUUGUGUUGGCCCACAGAUGUGCUCUGGAACAUAUACUUUCUUCUAAGUGUUGUUGUCCUGUUUUUCCACAGAAGGAAGUACGACAGUGGGCCCAGGAUGUGGGGCUACAGCAAUUGCACACUGACUGGAACCAACGUAGCCUCCAAAAGCUAGGGAAUGCCACCAACUUCCCAAACAUCUCUUAUCGCUAUCUUGCUGGCAUCCCCCCACCCCAGAAAAGUGAGUACAGCACACCUCCCAAAAGGCAGAUCAAAAUUAGAAGGUGCACAGGAGGCAAUGGGUCCAUUUUAGAAGUCCAUGUUUGCAUAGAAGAAAUUUGCAUUUCAGACUGUCGCAAGAGAAUGUGGACUGUGCACGUACAGAUCUGUCACAUCAGCACCAUGCAUUUUAUGUAUUCUUGUACCACUUUAACAGUCAUGGCUCUCACCCAAAGAAUCCUGGGAAUUGCAGGCCUUUGUGGUCAGUGCCCUUAACAGACUACAGCUCCCAGGAGUCUUUGGAGGAAGUCAUGACAGCUAAAAUGCUAUAAGAGUGCUUUAAAUUUACUGUGCGGGUGUGAUCAGAGAGAACUGGGAAUGUGGGAUGCCUUUGUGGGCUCACUACUAGGAUCUCAUCUUUUGCUAAGCACAGACUUCUGCAGUAGAACCAUGUUUCUGCCUUUAAUUCUAGGGCAAGGGUCAGCAAACUUUUUCAGCAGGGGGCUGGCCCACUGUCCCUCAGACCUUGUGGGGGGCCAGACUAUAUUUUGGAAAAAAAAUAUGAACGAAUUCCUAUGCCCCACAAAUAACCCAGAGAUGCAUUUUAAAUAAAAGUACACAUUCUACUCACGUAAAAACACACUGAUUCCCGGACCGUCUGCAGGCCGGAUUUAGAAGGUGAUUGGGCCUUAGUUUGCCUUUGUUGCUGUUUAGUCGUGUCCGACUCUUCGUGACCCCAUGGACCAGAGCACGCCAGGCACUCCUGUCUUCCACUGCCUUCUGCAGUUUGGUCAGACUCAUGUUCUUAGCCUCGAUAACACUGUCCAACCAUCUCGUCCUCUGCCGUCCCCUUCUCCUUGUGCCCUCCAUCUUUCCCAACAUCAGGGUCUAUUCCAGGGAGUCUUCUCUUCUCAUGAGGUGGCCAAAGUAUUGGAGCCUCAACUUCAGGAUCUGUCCUUCCAGUGAGCACUCAGGGCUGAUCUCCUCCAGAAUGGAUAGGUUUGAUCUUCUUGCAGUCCAUGGGAUUCUCUAGAGUCUCCUCCAGCACCAUAAUUCAAAAGCAUCAAUUCUCCGGCGAUCAGCCUUCUUUAUGGUCCAGCUCUCACUUCCAUACAUCACUACUGGGAAAACCAUAGCUUUAACUAUACGGACCUUUGUCAGCAAGGUGAUGUCUCUGCUUUUCAAGAUGCUGUCCAGGUUUGUCAUUGCUUUUCUCUCAAGAAGCAGGCGUCUUUUAAUUUCGUGACUGCUGUCACCAUCUGCAGUGAUCAUGGAACCCAAGAAAGUAAAAUCUCUCACUGCCUCCAUUUCUUCUCCUUCUAUUUGCCAGGAAGUGAUGGGACCAGUAGCCAUGAUCUUAGUUUUUUUGAUGUUGAGCUUCAGACCAUAUUUUGCGCUCUCCUCUUUCACCCUCAUUAAAGGGUUCUUUAAUUCCUCCUCACUUUCUGCCAUCAAGGUUGUAAAUCUGAGACAGAAGAGAGCCCCUUGUGGCUGCUUCCUUUUUUACCUGGACGGGUAAAAGUUGGGUUUUCUGUCCAUUUCUGGCCUUACACUGCCACCCAGUGGGGAAAUAGAGCUGGAAGCUUACAGUGUACAGGAACGCAUAGCUUUCCUCCACUAUUGUGCUUGCUAUCAGGGAAAGAAGGAAAGGGGCAACUGCCCCUUCUGUCCAUUUGCUCAUUAUCUGUACCUCCAAGGCAACAGGUGAGGAUGUGGUUGAUGCAUCUCAUAAGAACAGAAGGCAAGCCUGCUGGAUCAGGCCUGUUCCCAUCUAGAACAUCAUCCUGUUCUCACAGUGGCUGACCUGUGGGAAACCUGUAAAUUGAACAUGGGUGUAUCAGCACUCUGCCCACCUGCAAUUCACGGCAACUGGUAUUCAGAGGCAUAGUGGCUCAGACAAUGGAAAAUCUUCCUUUCCAUCUAAAAAACAUGUUUUGCUCACUUGCCUUCCUUGUCCACUGUACCCAGGAGGCCACUGGGUUCCUAUAGUACCACAGAUGUGGGGAAGGAAAUGGAGGGAGAGGCAGUGGAAAGGGGUAUGAGGCCCUGCAGCUAUAUCCUCUCCCACUGCCUCAGUGUGGGAGGAUCUCGGACUUGCAAUGCACCAAAAGUAGUCAGGUGUGCAUGGGCACAAACAACACCACCUUCAUGUCCUCUUUGUGUGCACACACAUUCAAGGCAACCUAUGCCCUGCAUAGAUGCAUGAUGGUCCCUCACCUACCUUCUCAGAAAAUGGAAAUGAUAGCAGAACAAGCCUAGGCCAUCCUCUCAGCCUUAUGCUCACCUGUGCUUUGCUGUCACUUCAUUUGGGGGUGAUUUUUCCUAUGUUUUCUGAUUUGAUGCUGGGACAGGUACAGAAACAUUCGUGCUGCUGUACCACAGGUAAAAUUCACAGGGGUUUUUUUUUAAGAGAGCGAAGGAGCAUAUAUAUCACAUUCUUUUCACUUUUGCUCAGAUUGCCCAGAUCUUCCAGGCAACCUGGUUUCAAAACUUGUAAUUGUCAUGUUUCCUAAAACAUUCUGAUUUUUAAAAUCCCAUUGGCACUCAAGAAUGUCGUUGUGAACCCAAGCCACAGACCCCGAGCUAGAGGAAAGCCUAUUGGGGUUUGUGAGAAGCAGGAGUUCCAAGAAGAGUCUUAACCACCAGAGUGCAGAGUUCUGACACUUUAUUGAAGAUAAGUAUAGGCUUACAGCAAUGCAGCCUGCUGGUUCCCCUUGCCCUGGCUCAAAGCCUUCUGUGGGACAGACUCUACAGCAAGGAGACAGCUUGUCCGCACCCAAGCAAAGCUAUAUACAGUAUUUAUACAGCAGGGCAGUCUGUGUCAGCCACCUGACCAAGUUGCAGAUAGCCAAUACUCAAAACAUGAUAGGUAGUUCUUUUUCUGGGCUCUGUGCCUAACAUCCCAGUUCCCACUGAUAAGGGUACCAUCAAAGCAAAUCAAUUAGGAUAUCAAAGCAAGCAUGUGUAAACAUAUAUGAGCUCAUAGCCAUAGCAACUACCAAUUAAUUGUAGGCCUAUCUUGAGUGCCAAGAUGAUGCAAGCACAGCUUCCAAAGCAGUUCACCUUUAUUACAACACAACCAUUUUAUGGGUCAAAAGUGCACACUAUCACUUUCUUGCUGCUAGUGAAUAGGACUUGUGCAACAAACUGGUCUGUGUUAGCCAGGACCUAUCUAAAUUUGAAAUUCUGAAAUUAACAGAGGAAUCUAUCUCCAGGUGAGUUACAUAAAAGCCAGUUGAAGAUGUAGAGCACAAAGGUUUUGAACUGGGCUGAUCCUUUCAUACACAAAGAUGGUCAUUUGUUGGCCUAAUCCAGGCGCAUGUUGAGCGGGUUUGAAAUCCAAACUCAUAAAGCUAACAGGAUGGGAAAAAUUAUCCCCACAGACAUGCAACCCUUUAAUGGUCGAGUUUAUUUUUAAUAUACUAAGCUGACAUUGAAUUCUUCAUAUAUUCCAAGUCCGUUUUGUCAACUUCAGCAAAAAAUUAUGGUCAGAAAUGUCCUGAGAUGACAUUUUAGCAGAAAUUGAAUAACUCUGCGUCAAACAGUAACAACACUGUGCUUAGCCUUUUCUAUUCUGCAACUCUAAACAGUUUUGCUAAAUGUUGCUCUGACAUUAGCUAGAGAUUUUUCCAGAAUAAAAUCCUGGAUUCACAAAUGCAUGCUUUGAAAGAAGCCUACUUCAGUGAAAAAGCACUUUCAUUUGUCUGUCUUGAAUUUACUGCCAGCCACUUUGAUUUAGCGAUGUUCUUGCGGAUUUGUGUAGAUGCAAGGAACUGUAUGCCUGUUAUAAUCUGCUGCCAGCCUGUCUUGCAUUCAUGAGGUGUCUCCCCUUUGGCUCCUGAUUUCAGAGUUUCUGACUGUGGGGCUGUGUUCUGUCAAGCGGAAGCGAGGGAACUACCUUCUGGAAACCCUGCAGUCUAUCUUUCAACAAUCAACGCGUGAAGAGCUGAGGGAGAUGGUGGUGGUGGUCCACUUAGCUGAUUCAGACCAGGAGUGGAAUUCUCAAGCACUGGAGAAAAUUGCCAAGAGGUUUGCUCCGCAAGUCUUGCUGGGCCGCCUGCUGGUCAUCCAUGCUCCUUCUGAAUACUACCCUCCCUUGGAAGGCCUGAAACGGAAUUUCAAUGAUGCCAAAGACCGUGUGCGAUUCAGAUCGAAGCAGAAUGUGGAUUACGCCUACCUCAUGAACUUUGCAGCCAACCUCUCCACCUACUUUCUCAUGAUUGAGGAUGACGUACGUUGUUCCAAGUCCUUCUCCACAGCCAUCAGGAAGUCUGUGGCAUCUCGGGAAGGCUCCCCCUGGGUCACCCUGGAGUUCUCCAAGCUUGGCUACAUUGGCAAGCUUUACCACUCCAGCGACCUGCCCCGUCUUGCUCAGUUCCUCCUGCUCUUUUACCAAGAGAUGCCCUGCGACUGGCUUUUUGUGCAUUUCCGCCUCCUUCUUACCCAGAAGGACGCGAUCCGUUUCAAGCCAUCCCUAUUCCAGCACAUUGGCCACUACUCUUCCUUCCAGGGCACCGUAAACAAGCUGAAGGAUGAAGACUUUGAAGAGGACCUCUCCACACACCCUGACAACCCCCCUGCAGAUAUGAUUACAGAUAUUAAGACGUUUGAGAAUUACCUUCCCAGCAAGGCUUACAGCAACAUGGAAGACUACUUCUGGGGCAAGGACCCCUCUGCUGGGAAUUCAUUCACAAUUGUUUUUAAGCAAGCUACCCAAAUCUUCCGCAUCCAGAUCCUCACAGGCUCCAAACAGCGCCCAGGAGACUAUCUCCGGGCGGGGAUUGUGGAGUUGGGCACCCAGAAGGGCCGGGGUGGCUUGCGCUGUACUAGCUACACCCCAAUUGGACACUUUGAGCAUGGAAGCUUUGACAAGCAAGGCCUGGAGGGCAGGACUGCCUCUGCCCCCGAGUGUGUGCGCAUAACAGUGACUACGACUCAGAGUGAAUGGCUGAUCAUAAGCAGCAUAAGCAUCUGGACGAAGGCUGGUCCCUGA
Podarcis lilfordi (Lilford's wall lizard) is the source of this 8908-nucleotide messenger RNA. The record is from the annotation of a GenBank genome assembly. Lineage: Eukaryota; Metazoa; Chordata; Lepidosauria; Squamata; Lacertidae.